Gastrolobium bilobum is the source of this 1126-nucleotide messenger RNA. RefSeq lists its product as uncharacterized. Lineage: Eukaryota; Viridiplantae; Streptophyta; Magnoliopsida; Fabales; Fabaceae. The record is from RefSeq and is a predicted model, not a curated record. The transcript has 10 exons. The coding region runs from base 117 to 821 and encodes 234 amino acids.
AACCUCAUUCAGGUAACACCUCCUAUCAGGAAUAAGACAAACCAAUCAUCUCUUUCAUCCCUUCACACAAGUCAUAAGGAUCAUCUUUCAUUCUUGCAUUUAUUUUUUAAGCUUAGAUGAAACCAAAUUGGGAACUCAACAACUGCUGCAACCAUGAGCAGGUGGUGUUUCUGGUCACUGUUGGUGUCUGCUCUGUGGUUAUACUUGCCCUGUGGAGAACAGUGUUACUCAGACCCUUUAAGCUUGUUACAGUUUUUCUUCACGAGGCAAGCCAUGCAAUUGCUUGUAAACUUACAUGCGGUCAUGUAGAAGGAAUCCAGGUUCAUGCAGAUGAAGGUGGAACAACCCAAACACGUGGAGGCAUAUACUGGUUAAUCUUGCCAGCUGGAUAUCUUGGAUCAUCUUUCUGGGGCAUGAUCUUGAUACUUGCAUCAACAAAUCUUCUUACAGCUAGAAUAGCUGCUGGUUGUUUUAUUGCUGCUCUAUUUAUUGUCCUCUUUGUAGCAAAAAAUUGGACUCUUCGAGGACUUUGUAUUGGAUUUAUCAUCUUCCUUGGUGUAAUAUGGAUUUUGCAAGAGACAACCAAAUUUCGAAUACUACGGUACAUUAUCUUGUUCAUAGGUGUAAUGAAUAGCUUGUUUUCAGUAUAUGAUAUUUAUGAUGAUCUGAUCUCCCGUAGAGUACAUUCCAGUGAUGCAGAAAAAUUUGCGGAAGUGUGCCCUUGUCCUUGCACCGGUGUUGGAUGGGGUGUUAUUUGGGGUUUAAUAUCUUUUGUCUUUCUUUGUGGAGCUGUGUAUCUGGGUGCUGUGAUCUUGUCAUGAGGAAAGGAGAUUGUUCUAUAGCCAGUGAGAAGCAAUUCAAUUCAAUUCAGUAUGGCUUUACUAGCAGACUAAUUCUGAAGAUUGUCAUCUCAUUUAUAAGGAGGCAGAGUCUCAAGUCAAGGUCCUUUGGCUCCAUUCUUCAUCCUAUUCAGGGUGGCCAUGCCUAUAAGGCUAUAAUCAAAUCAUCCAGAUGUAAAUUAAUAAAAAAAAAAAAGCAAGGAACACUAGUAGAUGUCAUGUGUUUCUUUUAUGGGUUUAACUACUCUUCUGUUAGAUAAUUGUCUUCUGCCAUACAUACAUAGAUA